This is a messenger RNA of Diospyros lotus (date-plum), 1397 nucleotides long. Its product is annotated as RING-H2 finger protein ATL54-like. Gene Ontology annotation, biological process: protein ubiquitination. The transcript has a single exon. Gene Ontology annotation, molecular function: transferase activity. Lineage: Eukaryota; Viridiplantae; Streptophyta; Magnoliopsida; Ericales; Ebenaceae. The coding region runs from base 134 to 1237 and encodes 367 amino acids. The record is from RefSeq and is a predicted model, not a curated record.
UAUAAAUAUAUAAAAUAAUGCACGAAUAAACGUAUCAGUAUCAUAUUCUUGCACUACAAGCACAGAAAGAGAAACAAACCGAGAAAGUUUCCUGAAAGUUUCUGCUUUUCCUUGGUUUCCUUCCGGUGGCCAGAUGAAGAAGAGCAGAGAACUCUUCCCAAUUUCAAAUGCAACAAACCAGACUGAGGAUUGCCCAGAUUUCUGCGGUCCGCGCUGCCCAUACGAUUGCCCAUACUUCUAUGUCACGCCUCCGCCACCGUCGCCUCCAUCUCCUCAGCCGCUUUCAGCAGGGCAAGCCCGGGUACUCUCACCGUACGCGAUCAUCGUCGCCACCGUACUCGCCAGCAUCUUUCUUCUCGUCGGCUAUUACGUGCUCGUCGUGAAGUACUGCUCCGGCUGGAACCCUUUCAGGGCACGGCCAAGGCAAGCAGAUGGCCGAGAUGAAGAAGACUUUGUGGAUGAAAAUCAGGGGCCCGCCAUCGACCACCCGAUCUGGUACAUCAACACAGUCGGUCUCCAGCUGUCCGUCAUCAACUCAAUCACAGUCUUCAAGUACACGAAAUCUGAGCCUCUGAUCGAUGGAAGCGAUUGUGCGGUUUGUUUGAGUGAGUUUCAAGAAGGCGAGACUCUUCGGCUGUUGCCGAAAUGCAGUCACGCGUUUCACAUUCCUUGCAUCGACACUUGGUUGAGAUCACACACCACUUGCCCCAUCUGCCGUGCCGGAAUUUUGUCAAACACCUCGACUGCAACUCCUCCUCCUCCUCCUUCAAAUGACCACAGUUCUUCCAAUUCAACUCCGGCGGAGGAGACGCAGGCGAGGAAUCCUGAGACCAAUGGUCCAUUAACCGACAACCGGGUCGGCGAAAUUGAGGUUUCUGAAAUAGAGGCUGAAGUUGAAGGCCAAUUCCCGCAUGCUUCUGAAACAAAGGAUUGUGUGAAUAUGGUCAUGGGGGAUAAGAGACAACUGGUGAGGUCCGUUUCAAUGGAUUGUUGUUGUUCUUCUUCCUCUUCUUCUUCGGCUUUCCGUGUGGAUGAACCGGAAGACAAAUGGGUUAGUGUCAGAGAAUAUGGAGAAUCCAGUUCGGGUAGUGUUGGAUCAGGAGAUUGUGGAAAUUCAAGGAUGAGUGCAGAGUGUGUGCAGAAGAGUUCCAUGUCAAUGAAUAGAUCAUUCUCAUGCCGUGGCAACUUUUUCAUAUCAAGGAAUGGUCGGAGCUCAAGUUCUGUUUUUCCGCUGUAAAUGUAAUUCUCUGCAAAUGCAAAUGCAAUGCUUUUAAUAAAGAAGGUAGAUAGUGGAGCACUCUUACAUUUCCUGGGAAUAAAUGUCAUUUCCAGGAAAUUAGUGUAAUGGGAGACAAUAAUCAUAAUAAUAAUACUUGAAUAAAGACAAAAUUGAUAAG